Varanus komodoensis (Komodo dragon) is the source of this 4740-nucleotide messenger RNA. RefSeq names its product cilia and flagella associated protein 74 (gene CFAP74). Bases 16 to 4305 code for a protein of 1429 amino acids. NCBI's taxonomy places the organism in Eukaryota, Metazoa, Chordata, Lepidosauria, Squamata, Varanidae. The transcript is spliced from 31 exons. The record is from RefSeq and is a predicted model, not a curated record.
AAACUCCAGGAAUACAUGCAAAGGAGAAUGGACACCGUGUUGUCGCUGAAGAACAACAUCACUGCUAAACGGGAGAAUCUGCAAACCCUGCAGGCCUGCGACAAAGCCAGUGCUCUCCUUUCCCAAGAACAAGACAGGAAAAUGGAGGAGGCCCUCCAGGCCAAAGGAUGCAACGCCACCCGAGCGAUUUUUCUGCAGAAACGACAGGCGGAGUUUGAGAGACAGAAGAAGGAAUUUAUGGAACAACAGAAAGCAAGGAAAAUCGAGAUUGUCUCUCGGAUUUUGAAAGAAAAUGCUCAGCUGGAAAAAGCGAGGCGGGAGUCGCGCCCGCGGAUGCCAAAGGGCAGGCGAAAGCUUUCUGAUGCCUCAAGGUGGCGCAUGAAAACAUGGCGGUACAUACAGGAGGCGUGUGGAGAUUCAGCGGCAACCGUUACGCAGAAAACGUGGCGGUCCCCUUCACCUUGUGACUUGCUUGAGGACAAAUGCUACUUUCUGGAAGGAUCACAGUGGACAAUGCCAGAAAUUAAAGAUGAAGACGAGGAGGAAGAUGGAAGUGAGACGCUAGCCGAGCCAGAGUUUACAGGCAUCUGGGAUCAAGAGUGCAGGAUAUCCGAGGUGUCAGACGACAGGAAGGACUCCAAACCUGUCGGUGCAACCAAACUGGAAAAAGAGAUUUUUGCUCAGAACCUGGAGAAGCUGCACAGCGGGGUCAUUCGCAAGCACAGAGUGUGUGGUCGUGAAUUUAAGGGGUGUCCUUUUUACAGCAAGCCAAGCCUCGUUCAUUUCAAGGACUUUGAUGUUGGAAAGACAUACAAAAAGAAGAUGGUCUUGAUCAAUGCCUUCUACAGCAUUAACUACUGCAAACUGGUCGGAGUCAGCGAGCACCUGAAGGAUUUUUUCACUGUUCACUUUGAUCCUCCCGGUCCGAUGUCUGCUGGAAUGUCUUGUGAAGUCGGGGUGACCUUUAAACCGAUGAUAAAUGAAGACCUUGAGGGAGAAAUCACGUUUUUAUCUCAGAUCGGUUCCUUUUCAGUCCCGCUAAAAUGUUCAACCAAGAAGUGUGUGCUGGCUCUGGAUAAAGAGCUCAUUGAUUUUGGCACUCAUGUGGUGGGAGAGACAAUUUCACGGACCAUCACCUUGACGAACUCCGGUGCCUUGGGAACCCGGUUCCAGCUGUGCAGAUCAGGCAGCUCGGAUGUGGCACACGCUGAGAUGCUUCUGCCCUCCGCUGAGAAAAUGGUUGGUUUGUCUCCGCUUCCUCAGAUGAACUUUCAAGCCCUUGGUGGUUCGAAGCCCUGGCUUCUCAGAAGGAAACGCAGCGCUGAGAAAAGCAGCAUCAACAGCCAGAGAGACUCCGUGGUUGACAAGGAAACGGUCUCUCCUUCCCGCUCCGAAGAGGUUAUCCAGCACAGCAACCUGAUGCCCGAGAAGCUGAGGUCCGACGUGACGGCAAGCGUCAUCCAGUUGGAGCAUUUCUGUCACGCGGCUUCGACGGUAGACAUAACCCGAGGAAGCCCCCUGCCCUCCCUCGUAAUGAGCUCCCUGGAAUGCCUGUGGAAGGAAGAAAUCGUGGCUGGCAAGGUUACAGAAGGAGACAUUGCGCCGUUCAGCUCCGUCAAACUUCAGAUUAAUUUCAUCCCAGCCAUCCCGGGGGACGUGCAGGCCGAUUUCAAGAUCGUCUUCGACAACCCCGACUGCAAGCCCUUGUGUUUCAGCGCCACCGCAGUGUCCAUGGCGGUGCCGGUGUGGGUGCCCAACCCAGAUGUGGACCUCAAGAUCUGCAUGUACGACAGACUUUAUCAGGACUGCAUCGUGAUUCACAGCAGAGCGACCAGUGCCCUGCGCCUGAAGUUCGACGUUUGCAAGGAACUGGCCAACCACAUGGAGCUGCUUCCCAAGACGGGCUACAUCCAAGCUCAGUCGUGCUUUAGCGUGCAGCUGAAAUUCCUGCCCAGGCAUUCUCUUCCGGAAGAUGCAGCAAAGUACUUCGAUGAGAAAACUGGUGUUCUGGAAGUCCCAAUGCUGAUAACAGUUUCGGAUCAGAGCAAGCCUGUUGAGUUUACGGUCCAUGCGAUCAUCACCACCUCGGAUCUGGAGAUCAGCCCAGCAGAACUGGAUUUCGGCUACUGCUCCGUCUAUGAAGCUGUCCGGACAAAAAUCACCAUAACCAACAAAGCCAUGCUGCCCCAGGAGUUUGGUUUUGUCGGACCCCCAGCGUUUGUAGAAAUUCAGCCCAAUGAUGGAUUCGGAAUCCUCCUGCCACUUGAAAGCUUGGAUUUGGAUGUAAUCUUCAAAGCCAAGGAGGCAAAGGAAUACAGCUUUCAGCUAACUUGCAAGACGGAGAUCAACAGGUAUUUCAAGCUGUCGUGCAAGGCGGUGGGAGUCCACCCUCCUCUCCAGCUCUCUCAUUCCUUGGUGCAGUUUUCCGCCACCGCUCUGAACGACGUGUCAACAGCAACGCUCUUUGUCAUCAACUCGCACGUCAGCCUCAGUCAGUUCAAUCACGCUGGCCCGAGGAUCGGCAGCGGGGAGGUGGCCCCCGUCGGGCCGACUUCCUUCCAGUUUCUGGUUCCUGAAGACGCACCCAUCACGAUCAUGCCGUGUGUCGGAACUGUCCUGCCCGGGAAGAAAUGCUUGAUCGAAGUGUCCUUCCGCCCGGUGUUGUGCGAUCAGCUGAUCCGGCUGGAGGCUGUCAACUUGCUGUGCCAGGCUGCCGAAAGCAAGGCGCUGGUGGAAAAGAAGGCCCGGGAGCUGGAGCUGCAGAGGAAGAAAGAGGAGGCCAUGGCAGGUCGGAAAGAUGGCAAGAAGCUGGCAAGCAUCUCAUUCCUGGGUCAGCUCUCCAAGGACAAGCAUGGCAACAAGCUGUUUGAGCCCCCCAGCCCAGAAGACAUAUGUCCAGAUUCUGAGGAGUACAUCGCGGCUCACCUCUCUCUGGUCCGGAGCUUCAGCGGCCGAUUUGACAAAUACGUCAUCCCUUGUUUUGUGGCCAGCGGUGAUAUAGAUGAGAAGAAAGGGGCAGAAAACCUUCAGUACAGCCCUUAUAAUACCUUGUACCUUGAGCUCCACUGCCCUGCCGUGGCCCCUGCUGUGGUCGUGGUGUCAAACAACGGGAAAACCGUGUUCAACUUCGGCGACGUCGCCAUCGGGCACAGAAUUAAAAAAGAAGUCAAGAUUCAGAAUAUAACUCAAGAACAACUAACACUGGGAUUCUCCCUCCUGAAUCCCUUCGGACCCUUCCUGUUGGUGAAUCCCAUUCGUACCCUUAGAGAAGAAUCCUGCAAUCUUAUAAUCUCAUUCUGUCCAGAGGAGAAAAAGUGGUUCUUUGAAACACUGGAAAUCAAAAGCGAGAAAGCGACCCUCACCCUGACCUUGAUCGGUCAGGGAGUGAUCCCCUCCAUCACCUGCUCCAUCGAAGGAGACGUGUUCAACAUGGGAUAUGUGGUUGCCAAGGAAAUGGCCACUGCCACCUUCAAGAUCGAGAACACGUCGCCCCUGCCCCUGACAUUCACCAUCCACCUGGAGUCGCUCUCGCCGAACCGAGACCAGGAACAGCAGGCGCUCCCCCCAUUCCUCACGUCUCGCAGGAAAACGAACUUAGUGGGCACACAGAACUACAGCGGCCUGAGCGUGUUCAGCGUCACCCCCAUGGAAGGCACCAUCGGCCUCGGGAAGGCCCAGGAGUUCACCGUCACCUUCAGCCCCGACCACGAGAGCCUCUACUAUUCCGACUGCAUUCGGGUCCUGCUCUUCGGCAAGGAAGUCAUCCGCGUGAUCCAGCUGAAAGGGGCAGCCAGGAAUCACAUGAUGUUUGUGGAAGGAGGCGAGCCGUUGGACGUGUCCAUAGAAUCGCUGGCCGUGACGACGUCUCUGUCGGAAGAGCUGGCCAAAGCAGAAAGUGACAAGUCCACAAGCUCCAUUCUCCUCAGCCUGGAAUCUGUUCAGUCAGAGACCCUCGUCAUCCCAGCUGUGAGAGAACUGAAAAUCGGAGGGAUACGCACGUCCCAGUUCGCAUCCAAGAAGAAUGUGGAAUUCAGCUGGGAAGGCCUGCAGCUUCUCCAGCUCAAAGGAUUCACCGUGGACCCCGUGAAAGGAAACGUGGAUCGCGGGCAGACCAAAGCCGUCACCGUUUCUUGGGUGCCCCCUGCCGGCUCAGACCUCAAUCAGCCCGUGACGGGCUCAGCCACCCUGGUCGUCAGAGGAGACGUGAAGGAAAUUUACAGCGUCUACUGUGUGGGCAGGAUCGUGACCAAGGCAGCCCCCGCCGACUCGAAGUGUCCCGUCGCCGCUGCCUCUCCAGACAGAUGACGGGGCCGCGUCCUGCCUGCCAGCCGAUCGCAGGACCCAACGUGGCGGAUCCCGCAUCUUUCCCACUCUGCCGAAAGAGGGCUCUCGGCACUGAGCUCUCUCGGCCGUCGCAAUUCACUCCCCUGAUGACCUUUGUGGCUCCAACCACAGCUCCCCACACAUGGUGGAAACCGCCUUUGCAGAAGCUCAGUCCUCUGAAGUUAUUCCAGGCCUCUUGCAAACCGAUGUCGAUCACCCUGAAGGGCCGAUAAUGGCUGCUUAUCUUUGCCGGCUGAUCGGCAUCCCCGCUGUUGAGCAGCGAGGCCAAUCCCCGGGUGAUGAUUGCACGUCUCGGGUGGAGCUAGAAAAGGCAGUAAUUAUCCUCUCACCUGCGCUGCCCAGUAUGUCGGCACAAAUGCUUGUUAGCAAGCCGUUGUUACAAUAAACACACGCCCG